Molecule: messenger RNA, 1722 nt
Organism: Plasmodium gallinaceum
Lineage: Eukaryota; Apicomplexa; Aconoidasida; Haemosporida; Plasmodiidae
Source: the annotation of a RefSeq genome assembly
AUGAUUAUUAAUAAUAAUAUUAAUUUUAUAGGAUUAAAAUUAAAUAUUUUAAAUCCUAAACAAAUAAUAAAAUGGUCUUCAUUAUUUUAUGAUAAUAAAGUUAUUAUAGGAGAAGUAUUAAUACCUAAUACUAUAAAUUUUAAUACAGGAUUGCCAAUUUUAAAUGGAUUAUUUUGUGAGAAAAUAUUUGAUUAUAUGUAUAUAUGGAAUUGUAAUUGUAAUAAUAAAAUGUAUAAUAUAAAUAAUUUUUCAUAUUUUUUAUAUUGUUCAUAUUGUAAAAAUAAAUUAAAAAUUAAUAUUAAUAGAAAAUACAAGUUAGGAUUUAUAUUUUUAAAUAUACCUAUUUUACAUUUAUGGUAUUUAACUGGACCUUUAAAAAUAGCUUCUUUAUUAUUAAAUAAAAAUAUUAAUUAUUUAAAAUUUUUAAUUUAUUAUAAAUAUUUCUUUAAUAAUAUAAAAUAUAAACAAUAUUUUAAUUAUAAUAAAUUUUUUUUUAAUUUUAAUUUUUAUAAAAAAAAAUAUAAUAAUAUAAUUCAAUAUUUAUUUUCUCAUAAUAUUUUAUAUAAAAAAUUAAAAAAAUUAAAUUUAUUAACAGAAUUAUUAAAUAAUAAAGAAUUAUUAUUAAUUAAUAUAAAAAAUAAAAAUAAUAUAUAUAAAAAAAUAAACAUAUUAAAUUUAUUAAUUAUUAAUAAUAUAAAACCUAAUUGGAUUUUUUUAGAUUUAUUACCCAUAUUACCUGCUGGAUUAAGACCUUAUUUUUUUAUAAAUAAUAAUACUUAUAUAAUAUCUACUAUAAAUGAAAAUUAUAGAUUAAUAAUUUUAAAAAAUAAUAAAUUAAAAUAUUGGUUAUAUUUACGUAAUAAUAUUUUUUUUAUUUUUGAAAUUAUAGAAAAACGUUUAUUACAACAAUUAAUUGAUUAUUUAUUAAAUAAUAAAUUAAUUUUAAAAAAUAAUAACACAUUUUUUAAUUUUAAUAAAAUAUUUCAAGGAAAAUAUAGUACUAUUAAAUAUAAUUUAUUAGGUAAAAGAGUAGAUUUUUCAGGUAGAUCUGUUAUUACUGUAAGUCCUAAUAUAAUAUAUGGUAAUAUUGGAUUACCUUAUUAUAUAAGUAUAAAUUUAUAUAAACCUUUUUUAAUAAAUAUUUUAAAAUAUAAUAUUAAAUUAAAUAUUAUAUUUAAAAGUUUAUUAAUAAAUAAAAAUUUAUUUAUAAUUCAAAAAUUUUUAAAUAAAUUAUUACAAAAUCAAUCUAUUAUUGUUAAUAGAGCUCCUACAUUACAUAGAAUGAAUUUACAAUCUUUUAAACCUAUUUUAACAGAAGGAUAUUCAAUUAAAUUUUAUCCUUUAGGAUGUUCAAGUUUUAAUGCAGAUUUUGAUGGAGAUCAAAUGUCAAUUUUUUUACCAUUAAUAAAAACAUCAAAAUUUGAAUCUAAUUUAAAUUUAAAUUUUGAUAAAAAUAUAAUUUCACCUUCUAAUAAUAAAAAUUUAUUUAAAAAUUUACAAUAUUAUAAAUUAGGAAUUAAUACAUUAUUAUUUUUAAAUUAUAAUAAAUUAUUUAAUGUUUUUUAUUUUAAUUCAAUUGAAAAAAUUUAUGAAUAUUAUAAUAAUAAUGUAUUAUCAUUAUUUAAUAUAAUUUGGAUAAAAUAUAUAAAUAAUAAUAACAUAUUUUAUAUAUUAACUACAGUUAAUAGAAUAAUUAUAAAUUUAUAUAUAUAUAUAUAUUAA